Fulvia fulva is the source of this 501-nucleotide messenger RNA. RefSeq lists its product as uncharacterized. Bases 1 to 501 code for a protein of 166 amino acids. The record is from RefSeq and is a predicted model, not a curated record. NCBI's taxonomy places the organism in Eukaryota, Fungi, Ascomycota, Dothideomycetes, Mycosphaerellales, Mycosphaerellaceae. The transcript is spliced from 3 exons.
AUGACACGACACAAUAUCAGCAUCAAAUUCUUCCGAGGCGCGCUCCAGAUCAUGUGUACAUCCCAGAACGCGACGUCUGUGGCGAAGAAGGCGCGUGGUGCUCACAUCGGCACACGCCUCCUGCCCACCAAGGACAAAGACCCCCAGCUGGGAUUUCGAAUGGACUGCGGGUCCGUCGACAAGGACGGGAAGCUCAUCCAGAUCAAGAUGCAAGCCAACAAGAACGCCAACGAGCCCAGCGUCAGCAGGGCCGCCAACUUGGUACACGAUGUUGCCAUAGCGGUUUGGGAUACCGAGAAGGACCCGGAUAUGGUCCAGCUUCAAGUUGAUCUUGAGGAAUCGUUCGAGGAGAUUAGGGAAGCGCCGAAGGGGCAGAGGAAGCGGUCGGGCUCACAGAGCAGUCAAGGUAAGGAUAGUCCAUCGAGGUCCAAGAGCAAGAGUCCAGUCCGCAGCCGAAGCAAGAGCCCUACAGGCGGCAAAGGAGGCUCCAAAGGCGGCUAG